AUGAUCCAGGUUCUCAGAGAUUCCAACACCUCUAAGUUCCAGGUCUCCGAGUUCAUCCUGAUGGGAUUCCCAGGCAUUCAUGAGUGGCAGCACUGGCUCUCACUCCCUCUGGCUCUACUCUACCUCUUAGCUCUCAGUGCCAAUAUCCUUAUCCUGGUCAUCAUCAAACAAGACGCUGCACUGCAUCAGCCCGUGUACCAUUUCCUGGGCAUCCUGGCUGUGGGAGAUAUGGGCCUGGCUACUACCAUCAUGCCCAAGAUUUUUGCCAUAUUGUGGUUCAAUGCUAAGGCCAUUAGUCUUCCUGAGUGCUUUGCUCAAAUGUAUGUCAUACAUUGUUUUGUGGGCAUGGAGUCAGGCAUCUUCGUCUGCAUGGCUGUAGAUAGAUAUGUAGCCAUUUGCCAACCCCUACAAUAUCCAUCAGUAAUUACCAAUUCUUUUGUGAUCAAAGCCACUGUGUUCAUGGUACUCAGAAACAGCCUGUUUACCAUCCCAGUGCCUGUGUUGGCUGCUCAGAGACACUACUGCUCCCACAGUCAAAUUGAGAACUGUCUGUGCUCUAACCUUGGAGUCACGAGCUUAUCAUGUGAUGACAGGUUGGUCAAUAGUAUCUACCAGCUAAUUCUGGCUUGGACACUCAUGGGCAGUGACCUGGGUAUGAUUAUUUUAUCUUAUGCCUUGAUACUUCGCUCUGUGCUAAGGCUGAAUUCAGCAGAAGCUGCAUCCAAGGCCCUGAGUACCUGUACAUCUCAUCUCAUCUUAAUUCUUUUCUUCUACACAGCUGUCAUUGUCAUUUCCAUCACCCACAGUAAAAUAAAGACAGUUCCCCUCUUUCCCGUUCUACUCAAUGUAUUACACAAUGUCAUUCCCCCUGCCCUCAACCCCAUGGUCUAUGCACUCAAGAACAAGGAGCUGAGGCAGGGUUUGCACAAAGUGCUUAAACUGUGCAUCAAGAGAAACUAA
Molecule: messenger RNA, 960 nt
Organism: Choloepus didactylus (southern two-toed sloth)
Lineage: Eukaryota; Metazoa; Chordata; Mammalia; Pilosa; Megalonychidae
Product: putative olfactory receptor 56B2
Exons: 1
Coding region: 1-960 (319 amino acids)
Biological process (GO): G protein-coupled receptor signaling pathway
Cellular component (GO): membrane
Molecular function (GO): olfactory receptor activity; G protein-coupled receptor activity
Source: RefSeq, a predicted model, not a curated record